Orbicella faveolata is the source of this 675-nucleotide messenger RNA. RefSeq lists its product as uncharacterized. Gene Ontology annotation, molecular function: methylthioadenosine nucleosidase activity; adenosylhomocysteine nucleosidase activity. The record is from RefSeq and is a predicted model, not a curated record. Gene Ontology annotation, biological process: nucleoside metabolic process. Gene Ontology annotation, cellular component: cytosol. Lineage: Eukaryota; Metazoa; Cnidaria; Anthozoa; Scleractinia; Merulinidae.
CUCGUUUGCAGUAGUCCAAAAGCAUGCCAACCAGAUAAACUUUCCACAAACUGCUGAUGAAUGUAAUGAAAAUCUUCUUGUUUUUUUCUUAUUUAGAGCACCUGACAGCUGGAACUCGCCCUACCACCACUGUCACAACUGUCACUCCACCCGCGAAUGUGGAUAAUUUAUUUGGAUCUUUCUUGCGGUCGGUCACUGGUGACUCUCCAUCCAGCCAGCUCAGGUACAAAGGACGAGUCUUUCACUUCAGCUCUCGUGGACGGAUUCACUCGUUGCAAGAACCCUGGGUAUUUGAUGGUAGAGCCUGGGACCUAGAGAGUGGAAUCAGCGUUGAAGCACGCCACUACCGCACCAGUGACGAGGCUAACCAGCGUGCUGUGCAAAAACUCAAGGACAGACUCAAGAGCGAAGGGUUAAUUACGGAGUAGUGCGGGACUUUUUAAAGAGUUAAUAAUCAAGGGCCCCAAGAGCUGAUUUAAACUGCUUCUAAUUAAUUAGAAUAAAUGUAUUGCCUCGUUUUUACUAUCGGUUUUAGUGGGAGUUGCGGUGGCCUCAUGGUUAGCGCGCUCGUCUCUAGAUCGAGCUGUCCAAGUUCGAGUCCUGACCGGGGACAUUGUGUUGUGUUCUUGGGCAAGACACUUUACUCUCACAGUGCCUCUCUCCACCCAGGUGUAU